Messenger RNA from Strongyloides ratti, 282 nucleotides. RefSeq names its product Tropomyosin family-containing protein. NCBI's taxonomy places the organism in Eukaryota, Metazoa, Nematoda, Chromadorea, Rhabditida, Strongyloididae. The transcript has 2 exons. The record is from RefSeq and is a predicted model, not a curated record. Bases 1 to 282 code for a protein of 93 amino acids. Gene Ontology annotation, biological process: muscle contraction; actin filament organization. Gene Ontology annotation, molecular function: actin filament binding. Gene Ontology annotation, cellular component: actin filament.
AUGGACGCCAUUAAGAAGAAGAUGCAAGCUAUGAAGCUCGAGAAGGAUAAUGCUCUCGAUCGUGCUGAUGCUGCUGAAGAAAAAGUUAGACAAACCGCUGAAAAACUUGAACGUUGUGAGGAAGAACUUAGAGAUACACAAAAGAAAAUGAUGGCUGUUGAGAAUGAUCUUGAUAAGUACAUGGAAGAUUUAAAUACCGCCAAUCAACAACUUGAAGAAAAGGAAAAGAAAGUCCAAGAGGUAUGUUUUGGUAGUAGAAAAAUAAAAAAAAUAGUUAUAUAA